Messenger RNA from Ciona intestinalis (vase tunicate), 1097 nucleotides. RefSeq lists its product as uncharacterized. Gene Ontology annotation, biological process: nucleosome assembly; chromosome condensation; negative regulation of DNA recombination. Gene Ontology annotation, cellular component: nucleus; nucleosome. The record is from RefSeq and is a predicted model, not a curated record. Gene Ontology annotation, molecular function: nucleosomal DNA binding; double-stranded DNA binding; structural constituent of chromatin. Lineage: Eukaryota; Metazoa; Chordata; Ascidiacea; Phlebobranchia; Cionidae.
GCGUGGUGUAUAUUAGUAUGGCUGACGUAGGUACAUUGUAACGUUUAGGAGUUCGAACAGGCGUUUGUUAAAUAUGAGUGUAAAUGAGUUCUGAAUUUAAAACAACAUUAUAUUUCUUUUCAGAUUAUUAGCUAUCACAUUACUUGUGCUAUUCUUUCGUUAACCGAAAUCUACAUCAAGCAAAAUGGUCGCAAAAGUUGACACCGAUAAGAAGAAGGUCGCCCAAAAGAAGGAGCACCCAACAUAUGCCGAAAUGAUCGUGGCCGCUAUCAAAGCACUCAAGGAUAGAAAAGGCGCAUCUCGGCAAGCUAUUGUAAAGUACAUCAAGGCCAACUACAAAGUGGGCGACAAUGCAGCUACUCAAUGCAAGCACAGUCUUAAGAGAUUGGUGACUUCUGAAAAGAUCGUAAAUACCGUUGGUGUUGGUGCAUCUGGUCGAUUUAAGGUCCCACAAGCAGCUGUCCCAACAACUACAAAGAAAGUGGCAAAGAAGACCGAAAAGGAGGCCAAACCAGCGCAAAAGAAAACCACCGCUGCCAAGAAGAAGACAGCUGCUAAAAAGUCACCUAAAAAGCAGGCCAAAAAAUCGCCAGCAAAGAAGCCCGCACAAAAGAAAGCAGCCGCCAAACCAAAAGUCAAAACCACAAAAUCUCCCAAAAAGCCAACCAAGAAGCCUGCUGCCAAGAAAUCCCCGGCCAAGAAGGCGGCUAAGAAGCCAGCAGCAAAGAAAUCAGCGAAGAAAACCACCAAAAAAUAAACAUUAGUUACAUCGCUAUCGAUUUAUUCUCAUCGCUGCCGCCCGUGAGGCACCCCUUGUUUUAGAUGAACACAAAUUCGUGUAUAUUGCAAUAUAUUAUUGCGCCCCACAAGCGAAACCCAAUGGGAGUUUAAAAUCCGUUUUUCCUAUUUUUAUGUUUUUUUUUAUUAAAUAAAUCUUUCAUUCAAACACUCAACCUACUCCAUUGGGGGGUAAGGCGGCCAGGUGCUGUACAAUGUACAUACCAGCACGGCAGAUUUCUUUUUAUUAUAUUUGUUUUAUAGUCGCGCGUUCCUGCGAUAAUGAUCGAAAUAACAAUAAAUCAAAAACAAAAAAAUUA